Molecule: messenger RNA, 2737 nt
Organism: Emiliania huxleyi CCMP1516
Lineage: Eukaryota; Haptophyta; Isochrysidales; Noelaerhabdaceae
Exons: 6
Source: RefSeq, a predicted model, not a curated record
CCUUGCUGCUCCGCGCCUACUGCCUUGUGUGUUGGCGCGAGCUGGUCGCUUUCCUGAUUUGUGGGUUGGCGCCAGCUCUUGUCGAUGGGCACCCUCGCCCGGCUCCUCUACGGCGCCCACUUCACCGCAGACCAGGUCACCUUGCAGGUCGAGACGCGGGAGCAGGUGCCGUCCGCCGUGAGCGUGAGCCUCGAGCAGGUCGCGUGCUGGGGCGUGCGCGUGGACGGGAUGCAGACAGCGGUGUCUGCACAGCAGCAGCCGCCUCGCUACAGCCUUGCUAUCGCCGACGGUGGCUUCCACUGCUCUAUUGGCCGCGUCGACGUGAAUCGCGGCCCGGCUGCUGACGGCGCAUUGCGUGUGCGGCUCAGCGACAAGGCAGUCGGCGCCCUCGGCCAGCUCGCUGCGCUCACGCCGCUCAGUGGUAUGAGGGUAGCGGCCGAGAAGCUCACGGCCGAUUUCGUGCUGGCGCUCUCCCCCCGUGGUUCGAGCGGCCUGCCCGCCGGCAUCAAGCUCGAACGGUCCGAAGUCGGAGCUGCGCUGACAGUAAACAUCGCGUCUCUCGGCCCUCUCUCGGGCGUGGCAGGUUUGGCGACGCAGCUGCUCUCGCAGACGCUCAGCUCGCUGAUUAAGGACGAGCUUGCGCUGAUCAUCACGCUUGACCUUGGCCCCGCACUCGCACGAUUCGAAGAGUCCCAAGUCGCAGCGCUGGCCGCCCGCCCGCUCGCGAGGGCAGAGCCACCGGGCGGUUUUAUUUGGACGGAGCUCGGCCGUGACAGCGUCGGUGGCGAUAACGCCGCCGCGGCCACCCUCUCCUGGCUCAACUCGACGCUAUCCAACGCCUCCCUCGGCGCCGAGGCCGCCUCCCGUGUGGCGCGGCCGCCGCCCGCCCUCAACGCCACCGAGCCACCAGACGAGCUGUUUGUGCCGGUUGCGCUCCUGCCGGCGCUCCCGACCCUCGAACUCGGCGGGCUGGGGAUGGCCGACGUCGAGCUGACCGCUCUCUCCGUGGCCGGCCUAGACUCUGUCGAGGCGCUGUCCCUCACGCUGGAGGGGGAGCGCUCCAUCCUCGCCUCCACCACUCUCGGUCCGCUCUCGCUGCGAGCCCGCGCAUGGCUGACAGUCACGCCGCCGAUGCCGACCGACCGCCAGUGGCGAGGCGAGGAAGGGCAGCAGGUCGCGGAGAACGACGGCACAGCCUGCUUCGCCUAUUGCUGCCGCCCACCGGGCCUCGACCAGGAGGUGGAGAUCGAAGCCAGCCUGGAGGGCGCGCACGCGGAGGCGAUCCUCGCGCUGGACCCGAGCGCGCAGGCCCUCGCAGUCACCAGCCUCCAGACAGCGGCGGCGCGGCCCGAGUGCGCCCUAGCCGCUCUCGGCGUCGCCCCUCGCCACGUCUCGCUGACAGCCUCACCUGCGCGUUUGCGGCUCCGUUAUGCCGCCGUGCCCAGUGACGGCGGCGACGUGCUCGGUUCGGCGGUACUAGCCGCCACCAGCCACGCCUUGGACUUCGCUAUUGGCUCCUCCGCCCCUGGCGCGAUCAAGGACGCCCUCGACGCUUUUGUCAGCGGCUUGGCGCUCGAGGCGCUCGAGGCAUUCAUCACACGCGCCGACCACGAAACCUGUGCCACCUCAUCCCCGCCGGCCUCUCUGGCCGAUGGCGGCGACGGCGGUGCGGGCACCAAGGCGAGCGGGCUAUGGCGCUCGCAGGGCGGUGCGGGCGGCCGCGAGGGUGCCGGGGAAGACGACACGGGUACUGGUCGCCGCCACACGGUUGGGGGACGGGCGGCUCUCGUGCAAGCCGGCUCUGGCUGGGCGAAUGAGACCGAGCGGCAGGCAGCGUUCGCGGCCGCCACCACCGUCGCGGACGACAGCGCGGCGACCGAGGCAGCCCGCGCCAACUUGGCGCUGCGCGCGCUCGGCGUGGACGAGUUGGCCGUGGGCGAGAUUGCUUCGCUCUCGCUGGCCGUGCAGCAGCUACGGCUCGCGGCCGGCGCGCUCGGCGCCCUCUCGAUCGCCGACCUCGCCUCACCCUGCGUGCUGACACCCCUGCGCGGAGCGCGCCUCGAUGCACUUGAUGGCGGCGCCUCGAGCUUUGAGCUUGCGAUCGCCCCCAUCAACGGCACCGAGCCCGCCGUGCUGACGGCUGGCUUUCUCGGCUCCCUGCUGUCCGCGGUCCUGCCGGGCACCCUCGGCGCGCUCAAUGAGGCGCUUGCCUCGACCGUCGACGCGGCGCAUGAGGCCUGCGCGGCGCCUAGGGUGGGGGUGCCUCCCGCUGCCGCAACCACCACCACCGGCACCGGUAUGAGCGGGCUCGAGACGCUGCUCUCGUGCACUGUCUACGGGGCCGCCUACGGCAUCAGCGCCCUCGUGAUCGGCGGUCACCUCGCCUGUCCGCGCUUCUGCUGCGUCCCGCGGCGCGGAGCGGCGGCGGAUGGUGGCGCCUUCCCCAUCGCGUCGCACUACCCCCGUUCGCUGACGUGGCCGCUCUCGCUCUUGCUCGUGUUGAACCUCCUCCUCUUCUCGUAUGCCAACGCGCCCGUGCUCGAUGGCGCCAUGGUGCGUGCGACGGUCUCCGUGGCGGGGGCACCGCUGCCGCCGCUCGACGUGUUUGGCAUUGGGCUCCCCUCCUCGGUGAUCCGCUUCUGGCAGACGGGCGGGAUGGGCUACCUCAUCUCGGCCCUCAUCGUGGUCUUCUCGGGCGCGCCCGACCAGCGCCCUAGCUCCGAAGCUCGGCAACCAC